Molecule: messenger RNA, 1739 nt
Organism: Gamsiella multidivaricata
Lineage: Eukaryota; Fungi; Mortierellomycota; Mortierellomycetes; Mortierellales; Mortierellaceae
Product: fatty acid hydroxylase superfamily-domain-containing protein
Exons: 5
Coding region: 197-1660 (487 amino acids)
Biological process (GO): lipid biosynthetic process
Cellular component (GO): endoplasmic reticulum
Molecular function (GO): oxidoreductase activity; iron ion binding
Source: RefSeq, a predicted model, not a curated record
CCAUCUUUUCCGGCCCAGGGAGCCAGGUUCGGCUAUAAAGAGUCGGCGUUCUUCUCCAUAGCUUUGCUGGCACCUAAUACCCCUGUCAUUACCACCACCGCCCCUUCCUCUUCCUCCUUCUCAUUCAACCCUCCCUCUCAGGUCAUUCCCUAACCCUCUUCCAGCCCUCAUUCCCACCAAGCGACGACUUUCGGACAUGACGGUCAUCAAGGUCGCCGAAUCCCUCGGACGAAUGUUCUACUUCGUCUCACCAAAGGCCACAACAUUCCGUACCCAACAAGAAGUACCUCCCUAUGUGGCCGAUGCGACGCCCUGGUUUGUAUUCUUCGUCCUUGCAGAACUCGUCUACUACAUCAUCAAGGACCAGGGCAAGGGUCUCAAGCGCCACGACGGCAAGUGGGACCAGGGCAAAUACAGGUUGAACGACAUGAUCGGAUCCCUAGGCGCGGGAUCGAUCCAGCAAAUGUCGCGUUUCUUCCUAGGCAGUCUGCAGAUGGUGACCUAUAACUAUAUCUGGGACCACUACAAAAUCGAGUCCAUCGCCUUUGAUACCUUCAAGCUAUCGACCUGGAUUGGAUGCUUCCUCGCUGUUGACUUUGCAUACUACUGGUUCCAUCGCGCAGCCCACGAGGUCAACAUCUUCUGGGCCGGCCAUUCAGUCCAUCACAGCAGUGAAUAUUACAAUGUAUCAACGGCGCUGCGCCAAUCCCUGGUCCAGACUUACACAUCCUUCAUCUUCAACCUUCCCCUGGCCCUGGUCUUUUCGCCUUCUCAAUUUGCGGUCCAUACACAACUGAACCUACUCUACCAGUUCUGGAUCCACACCGAAAUCGUGCCCCGUCUAGGCUGGCUCGAGUACAUCAUCAAUACCCCUAGCGCCCAUCGUCUCCACCAUGGCCGUAACCCUUACUGCAUCGACAAGAACUAUGCCGGAACACUCAUCAUCUGGGACCGCAUGUUUGGAACCUACGCCGAUGAGCGCGUCUACCCCGAUGUCGUCGCCCGCAAAGAGGACGAAGAACCCGUCGCCUAUGGAUUGACCCACCCCAUCAACACCUUCGACCCUGUCGCGAUCCAGCUGAGUCACUUCAAACAUAUUUGGAACAUGCUCUGGAUCACACCUGGUCUCGCCAACAAGUUCAAGGUGGUCUUUUACGGUCCUGGCUGGCACCCUGGCGUACCCCGCACGGGCCUCUUGUCCGAGAUCCCCGAUAUCGAUCUGAAGAACCCACCCAAGAAGUACGACCCCGUGUUGCCCUCAAAGUUCAAUUACUACAUUGCUGCUCACUUUACGAUCGUCAUCGUCGUCGGUAGCGCUCUGCUGGCAGAGGGAUACAAGAUCUUGCCCCUGUGGCAGACCCAGGGGGUCUGCAUUGCGUUCUUGAUCUCGUUGGUCGCGCUGUCAAAGAUGAUGGAUGCGAAGCCUUAUGGACUCAAGGCCGAAUUGGCAAGGACGUUGGGCAUCUUCUUCUUGGCAGAGUUUGUGGCAAGAUCGGGAUACUAUGAGCAGACGUAUUGGCAGAGACGGAGCACACUGAUGGUUGCGGACACGUUCUUUGUGAGCAGCUUGUUUUUGGGAUGGAAUAUUUACAAGUUGGGAUCUGGCUGGACCAAUAUGUCGACUGCCAAGUCGCUUGACGAGAAGGUCAAGACCAACUAGGUGCUUCAGAUGAAAAGAAGGAAAAAAAACCAAGAAUAGCAAUAAUAGUAAUAAAAAAAGAGAGAGAAAGAGAUUGCGG